Messenger RNA from Oryzias melastigma (Indian medaka), 3374 nucleotides. RefSeq names its product endosialin. The record is from RefSeq and is a predicted model, not a curated record. Gene Ontology annotation, cellular component: extracellular matrix; external side of plasma membrane. The transcript has 2 exons. Gene Ontology annotation, biological process: cell migration. The coding region runs from base 1142 to 3226 and encodes 694 amino acids. Gene Ontology annotation, molecular function: extracellular matrix protein binding; calcium ion binding; extracellular matrix binding. NCBI's taxonomy places the organism in Eukaryota, Metazoa, Chordata, Actinopteri, Beloniformes, Adrianichthyidae.
CAGACAGAGGAAAAAACACACAGAGCGUAUUUUUCUUGAGAGAAUCCCAACUCAGCUUCGCACCAGAUGGACCACUGAUGGCUGGUAGAUCAUAUGACGGCGGCGGCGGCGGCGGUGGCAGUACCCCAGGAGUCGCUCCUGCUCCCCAGCCAAGGAGAGGUCAAGCUGAUGCACAUCUGGCAUUUCCUGCUUCCUCCUUCCCAAAUGUCUUCCCCCCCCAAAGGUGCUCACACACACAUCUGUUCCCUGAUGAAGUAAUAGAGCUGUGAAAAAAGUCACAUUUCUACAGGUAUUCCUGCCCCGUGGUUAAAUGUUUCCAUUGGCCUGUAAAAACUUCCAGCUGCUGAGAAAUGAGGAGGAAGGAGAGAAAUGGGAUCCCAGAAAAAUGAUGAAGAGAAAGGCAGAAAUGUGACAAAGGAGACAGAAAAUAGAUGGUGCACAUGAAAAAUAGAUGUCUUUUGUUGUGCCUUGUUUAUGAUACGUGAGUUUAGACAGAGACAGACAGGUCCUGCUGCACCCCAAACCCUUCAUCCCCUCCAGUCCUCCCUUAUUAACUCACUCCACCAGCCCCCUCUUCCUCCCUUCGAAUGAACUCUUUUUUUCCUCUACGUAGCCUCCCCCAGUCCUGCCUUCCCCCCUUCUUUUGCCCUGUCUGAGGUUCAGUCAGAAAGAUAACUUUGCUGAGGCAAGAAGGCUGGAAAGGACUGACUUUUUUUUUUCUCCAUCCAAGAUAUUCAUUCAACUCAUUUAUGGAAUACAACAUUUUUGUACUUGGCUGAAGGGCCGAUUGUCCCACUCCACCUUUUUUUUUUUAAUCUCACUGACUUUAUUGGAUCUAAUUGUCUUUCCUGGAGGGAUAGCAUUAGACCUGAUUGAAGACUGAUUUCUGUGACAGUUUGGACGCUGGCUGAUGCUUUUUGCACUGGGGAGUUCUUUUCCUGGUUGCAUGGACUAUUUAAGGCACCUGACAGGAAACAAUUUUGAAUUUUUAUGACUAAAAUUACUUUUACAGACACUUGGAGUCGAUUAUUUAUUUACAAUUUUCCAAAAAGGCAAUAAACAAGUUGGUUUUAAAUCAGUUUUUGACAUUACUUUAAAGGAAUUCAUUUAAAUGUUGAUUUAGGUCAAGUUUUGCCUCAAAAUGCAAAAGAUCAUCAGAAGCACCAGCCUCUUGUGCAUGCUGUGGCUGCUAACAUUAUAUAUGACGUCCAAAAGCCACGGCCAGAGGCUGAGGGAUGCAGACGGAGAGCAGCCGGCGACCAGAGCUCCGAUGGCUGAGAAAGACGCGGUCUGCUACCAGGGAGGAUGCUACGCCGUUUUCAUCCAGACGAAAAUCUUCAGAGAUGCUGGGCGGAGCUGUCGGGAGCGAGGUGGGACGCUGGCGACGAUGCACAGCCAAGAGGAGGCGGGCGUGGUCCAUAAGCUGCUGAGCGCCAUGGAAGUACAGGGGGCUAGGGCGAGGCUUCAGCUCUGGAUCGGGCUGCACAGACCUCCACGCCAGUGUUCAGCCACUCGACCCCUCAGAGGAUUCGUCUGGGUCAAAGGAGAUCAGGAUGGUCAGUUCACUAACUGGCUGCGUGAAGAAAGCAGCGAGACAUGCCCGGCCCCUCGCUGUGUGGCCAUGUACGCCUAUUCGCGUGAGAGUGGCAGAGAGCGCAAGGAUAACUUCCGGUGGAUCGACGGCUCCUGUGGAGUGCCCGUGGAUGGAUUUGUGUGCCAGUUCAACUACAGAGAGAUGUGUUCCCCUCUGGAGGCCGAGGGCAGCGGCUCGCCCGUUUAUACCACACCGUUUGGCUAUGUCAGCACAACCCUAACCCAUGUACCUCAUGGGUCUGUAGCCGUCAUUCCAUGCACCGCUGACAGCUCAGACCCGUACGCUCCUGCCGAUGAGUCUGUGCUUUGCACUGAAAGAGAUGACAAUACGGUGGGCUGGAGCAAGGAUGCCCCCUUCUGCCUGUCCAGCGAAGAAGCAGAGACCCAGGACUGGUGUAGCUCCGAUCACAAAUGCGAGCAUUACUGCGAGAUCACAGACACAUCUUAUAACUGUUACUGCGCUGAGGGCUUCGUGUUAAACGCAGACGGCUACAGCUGCAUCCCUGACCCGGUGAAGGAACUCUCUUCGGACUCGGCCGGCCCCACUGAUCAGCCUCAAAUCAAGGAGGUUUGUUUGAAAAAGGGGUGCGAGCACAACUGCACAGAAACACAUAGUGGCGUCAGAUGCACGUGCCACAACGGUUUCCAAAAAAACCCAGAUGGACGCACGUGCUCCGAUGUAGAUGAAUGCUUACAGCAGCCGUGUUCACAACUUUGCGUCAACAUUCCCGCCACCUUUCACUGCACCUGCCACCAGGGGUACCAGCAGGACGAUGACGGCGAGUGCGUAGAUAUUGAUGAGUGUCUUGAUGAGAGCACCUGUGAUUUCAAGUGUGAAAACACUAUCGGGUCUUUCCAGUGCCACUGUCGCCCUGGUUAUGAGCUGAAUAGUAUAGGGGAGUGUGAAGACGUGGACGAGUGCAAACAGGGCUCACCAUGCCAACACACUUGCUUCAACGUUGUAGGGGGGUACAGCUGUGACUGUCACGCCGGCUUUUCCCUACAGUCAGAUGGAAUCUCAUGCCAUCCUUUCAGUUCCGAUGGGGAAUAUUCCACCAUGACCCCUGACCCCAGUGAUCCGGAUUUUGCUUGGUCUACCGUGUUCCCCCUUGACUCCAACUUUGAAGCCGACAGCAACUUUGAAGUUGAUUGGCUGACAGAACCACCGAAAGUCCCGUCACCUGGUAUUGUUCACGGGUCAGAUAAUGAUCUAAGUCAAUGGAAUGAUCUCUCACCUGGUGAAUAUCCAACAUCGCCAUCGCCGACACAAAGAGACAACAGAGACAAUGAAAUUGGGCAUGAUGCCAACAGAGAAAGUAAAGAAUCUGAUGAUGUGCUGACAGUUAAAACUGGAAAAGGUUCACCUGAUGGGACAGGGGAGGUUGAAGACAAUACAAAUGGCACCGCAGGUUUUGGAGCUGAAUCUUCUGCAGGCAAACGGAAACAUGACAAGGGUUGGCUGCUUGUGGCCCUGCUGGUGCCUUUGUGUGUGUUUCUUGUUGUGAUGCUUGCUCUGGGGAUUGUCUACUGCACCAGCUGUGCUGUGGAUAAGAGUCUCAGCUUUUCGGACUGUUAUCGCUGGGUACUUCCCACGACUCCCCCAACAGGAAGAGAUGAAAAAAGUCAAGCAUGAAACCUUAGAUCACUGUUUCCCUGGCAGUUAAGGACUAGUAACUGCAUCAAGAAUUUGGAUUUCUAAAACGCUAACUUCUUCUAAUACUUCCUGUCGCACAACCAUUGUAAAUAACUCACUCCCAUCUUGUUGUUGAAGUUCAAUAAAG